AUGGAUUUGUUUCAAAUUAUUUUUGGUAUAUUCAUUAUUAUUGCUGUUUAUAUUAGAAUUAGAAUAGAAAGAAAUGAAAGAGAUUCUAAUAUGGCAUUAUUAGUGUUUCCAUUGUUUGAGUUUAAAAUAUCUUAUAUCGAUGGCAAAUCGAAAUACUCUAGCUGCAUUGUCGAUAAAGAGACAUACUCUAUUAGACAGUCAACAGAUGUCAGUUUCUAUAGCGAUGCGAUGAAUGUAAUCGCAAAGAUAGAGAAAAACAAGAUUGGUAUCGACGAUCUACUCUUCCUCUACCCUAAACCAGGAGAAUCAAACGAUUUUGCAACACAUCCUUAUGCGCUAAAGUAUAUUCCGUAUGACCAUGCACUGAAGUUAUUCGCGGAAUUCGAACACGUAAAGAAUGAAAUUGGAAGAUUGUUCAUUGUUCUUCAGUUUCUCAUUUACUUCCACAACAAGAAAGACAAGAACAUUCAAGAGUUCAUUGCUUUCGGUGAGAAAGUGGAGGCCGAUCGCUCGAAGAUAGUGAGAGCAAGUGGUCCAAUAUUGUUCAGACACUUCAAAACUACUUCAUACAUUUCGCCAGAAAUCGAUAGAAUAUUCUUCUUUUUCUUUAAAGUUCUAGAUGGUAGUAAUAACGAUAAGUCUGUCAACGAUUUUACGUCUUACAGAAAAUUCAUUGCAAACAGUAAUAUAGAUAUAUUAAAACGAAAACUAGAGAUUCAACCGUCAAAGAUACAGAGAGAUUCAUCAAUAUUAACACGAAUAAAGAUCAUUGGAUAUACUUUGAUGGCAGAUUUCUGCCUACGACAAGAUCAUCUACCAACAGAGUCACCAAAAAUCAUUGGAUAUACAUUGAUGGCAGAUACAUUCCUACAACAAGAUCUACUUCAUGAAACUAGAGUUGAGGAUUGGAAAGAACUGAUGGUUGAAAUGUCAAGUGUUCUCUUCUCUUUAGCGAUGGUAUCGAAACAGUUCUUUGCAAAUGUUGGACGUGUCUUGGAGAGUAUCGAUUGGACAAGACGAUUCCCAAACAAAUACAUUAAAGGUCAAAUCAAUUACGACAAACCAUUCUGUUUGCUCAAGAGAGUUCCUUCAAGCAUUCGAUACGAUGCACUCAUAAGAACUACACCUUACAGAUUGGUUAGCCAAGCAUUUAGCGGCGUUACAUCACUCACCAUUGUUGGUGAUAUGCUUGAGCGGGCUCACAUAUAUGGUGUCGAUAGAGACUAUAAAUUGGAACGUGACAAUCUCUACGAUAUCGACAAGUGUAUUUUCGUCACCUAUCCACCGGUUGGAUCGAUGCCAAAUCUCACCAAACUCGUUGUUGUUGGAAGAGCCUUUCAAUGGCAAAGAUCUUCAGCGGAAACAGGUGGACUCUAUCUUCUCAAGUAUCUCAUUGCCAACACCAGAUGCAAACUCGAACACUUUGAAUGUAUUGAACAACUCUCACUGAACUAUCAACCGGAAUUCGAUAUCUCUGUUUUCCAAUGUCUCUUUGACAACCACGAGUCAACACUGAGGCUCUUCAAGCUGAAACGAACAAUCAAGAGGAAUGAAAGAUAUCUAACUGAAUUAAAUACCAUUGUUGAAACGUUAAAGAGAUACCAAUUAAAUCUUCAAUUCAAGUUAGAGUUUUAUGACAACAAUGAUAAUAGUGAUCUAUGGGGAAAUACUGAAGAUUCAUAUAAAUUGGUGGAAGAAUUUGAAGAGUUGGAACUUUUACAUAGAGUAGCUAAUCAUAACGAUAACUCUGAUGAUGAUGCUGAUGCUGAUUAUGAUAGUUCCUAUGAGGAUUCAUAUUCAGAUAUCUAA
This is a messenger RNA of Heterostelium album PN500, 1809 nucleotides long. RefSeq lists its product as uncharacterized. NCBI's taxonomy places the organism in Eukaryota, Evosea, Eumycetozoa, Acytosteliales, Acytosteliaceae. The record is from RefSeq and is a predicted model, not a curated record. The transcript has 2 exons. Bases 1 to 1809 code for a protein of 602 amino acids.